AUGGUCGAAACAAUCAAAAUCGAAACAACAACAAUACCAAUAACAACAACAACCAUACUCAUUCUCCUCAUCCUACCUCUUCUUCCUCUUCCUCUGCCUAUUCUUCUGCCUAUUUUUCUCCUUCGUCACCUUCUUCUCCAUCUCCUUCCCGUCGCCCCACUCGUUGUCACCAGACUGGCAGGGUGAGCCCGCUCACUCUGGCAGCCUGGGAUGUUCGUUCCCUUUUAGACAAUCCGAGGAGCAACCGACCGGAGCGGAGGACGGCGCUAGUGGCACGAGAACUGGCGCGCUACAAGGUGGACAUCGCCGCACUCAGCAAGACCCGUUUCUCCGAACAAGGCCAACUGGAGGAGGUGGGUGCCGGCUACACCUUCUUCUGGAGCGGUCGACCCAGGGCAGAGCGGCGAGACGCGGGUGUCGUCUUCGCCAUCCGGAACGACAUCGUGGGACGACUGCCUUGUUUGCCCCAGGACAUCAACGAUCGCCUGAUGAGCCUCCGCCUGCCUCUCCGGGGUGGGGGCACAUUCGCCACCAUCAUCAGCGCCUACGCUCCGCCGAUGACCAACCCCGACGCCGUCAGAGACAAAUUCUACGAGGACCUGCACGCCCUCUUGGCGACUGUGUCGAAGGCGGACAAGUUGAUUGUCCUUGGCGACUUCAACGCCCGCGCCGGCACAGACCAUACUGCCUGGAGAGGAGUGCUGGGUCCCCACGGUCUCCGCGGCUCAAACGACAAUGGUCUGCUGCUUCUCCGCACCUGCGCAGAACACCGCCUCAUCCUGACGAACACGUUCUUCUGUCUGCCGGAGCGAGAGAAGGCCACCUGGAGGCAUCCUCGGUCGCGCCAGUGGCACCUGCUGGACUAUGUCCUCGUCCGGAGGCGAGAUCAGCGGGACGUGCUGGUGACGAAGGCGAUGGCGGGUGCUGACGGGUGGAUCGACCAUCGCCUCGUCAUCUCGAAGAUGCGUAUUCGCCUACAGCCUCGCAGGAGACCUCAAGGUAAGCGACCCCCAGGUAAGCUGAAUGUUGCCUUGUUGUCUUUGCCCGCUCACCAUCUUCAUUUCAGCAAUGAGCUAGCUCUACGGCUAGACAACCUUCCUAUCGCUGCCGAAGCCGCCGCUGCCGAGAACGCCUCCGUGGAGAACCGCUGGUGUCAACUGCGAGACACGGUCCAGUCGACUGCGCUCGCCGUCCUCGGUCGCGCUCCCCGCCAACACCAGGACUGGUUCGACGACAACGUCGCCGCCGCCAUCAGAAAUCUGCUUGCUGAGAAGAAUCGCCUACACAAAGCCUACGUAGAUCACCCCACUGAGGACAACAAAGCUGCCUUCUACCGCAGUCGCAGCCAAUUUCAGCAACGACUGCGCGAGAUGCAGGACGCCUGGACUGCUCGCAGAGCUGAGGAGAUCCAAGGGUACGCGGAUCGCAACGAAUGGAAGAACUUCUUCUCUGCGAUCAAAGCUGUCUACGGUCCGCCGACGAAGGGCACUUCUCCUCUCCUCAGCGCCGACGGCAACACUCUCCUGACUGAGAAGACGCAAAUCCUGCAGCGAUGGGCCGAGCACUUCCGAGGCGUUCUCAACCGCCCUUCCGUCAUCUCCGACGCAGCCAUCGCCCGCUUGCCGCAAGUGGCGACCAACGUGGACCUCGACCUCCCGCCAUCUCUCCAGGAAACGAUCAGGGCCGUGCAGCAGCUCUCCAGCGGGAAAGCACCCGGAUCGGACGCCAUCCCUGCUGAGGUCUACAAGCACGGAGGUCCCCUACUGAUGGAUCACCUGACUGCGCUCUUCCAGGAGAUGUGGCGUCAAGGUGAAGUCCCGCAAGAUUUCAAGGACGCAACUAUCGUGCACCUAUACAAGCGAAAAGGGAAUCGCCAAGUCUGCGACAACCACCGCGGCAUCUCCCUACUGAACAUCGCCGGGGAGAUCUUCGCUCGCAUCCUGCUCAACCGCCUCAACAUCCAUCUGGAACAGGGCCUUCUGCCGGAAAGCCAAUGCGGCUUCCGUCGUCAUCGUGGGACCACGGAUAUGAUCUUCGCCGCCCGCCAACUUCAGGAGAAGUGCCAGGAGAUGCGGACCCACCUGUACUCUACCUUCGUGGACCUGACGAAAGCCUUCGACACGGUGAAUCGUGAAGGGCUGUGGAAGAUCAUGCAGAAAUUCGGCUGUCCGGAGCGAUUCACUCAGAUGGUGCGUCAGCUGCACGACGGUAUGAUGGCGCGAGUCACGGACAACGGUGCUGUCUCAGAGGCAUUCGCAGUGACCAACGGAGUGAAGCAGGGAUGCGUGCUGGCACCAACCCUCUUCAGUCUUAUGUUCUCUGCCAUGCUGAUGGACGCCUACCGCAACGAACGCCCCGGGAUCCGCAUCGCCUACAGGACGGACGGUCACCUCCUGAAUCAACGGCGUAUGCACUUCCAAUCGCGCGUAUCCACAACCACCGUGCACGAACUCCUCUUCGCCGACGACUGCGCCCUGAACACCACCUCGGAAGAGGAGAUGCAACGGAGCAUGGACCUGUUCUCCGCCGCCUGCGAGAACUUCGGUCUGGUCAUCAACACACAGAAGACGGUGGUGAUGCACCAGCCGCCACCUAACUCGGCCACAACCCCCAACGCGCCGCCGCAAAUCAGCGUGAAUGGGACCCAACUACAAGUGGUGGAGAACUUUCCAUACCUGGGCAGUACUCUCUCCCGCAACACCAAGAUCGACGACGAAGUCGCCAACAGGAUCUCGAAAGCCAGUCAAGCCUUCGGUCGCCUCCAAAGCACAGUUUGGAAUCGUCAUGGUCUCCAACUGAGCACGAAGCUGAAGAUGUACAAGUCCGUCAUCCUGCCGACGCUACUGUAUGGAGCGGAGACUUGGACGGUGUACGCAAAGCAGGCACGUCGUCUGAACCACGUCCACCUCAGUUGUCUUCGUCGCAUCCUGAGGCUAAAGUGGCAGGAUCGAAUCCCCGACACUGAUGUGAUGGAACGGACGGGAAUCCUCAGCAUCUACGCCAUACUGAGGCAAAUUCAGCUGCGCUGGAGCGGCCACCUGGUGCGCAUGGACGACGAGCGACUACCCAAACAAAGUCUAUAUAGACUCAUUGUAUUGCACCCCUACACAGAAAUCUUUAGUAAAGGGCGAAAGAUUUAUCCUAGGGGGAUUAUGAUUCAUCAUGCUUCUCAUUAUGCUUCUAAUUGCAUGCGCGCACUGUGUUACCUGUAUCUGAUUCAUUUUAGAAGUACUAUCCUAGACUGCAUACACACAGUACCCAGAUGUUACCUGAAGGCAUAACCAUCCGUGUGCUAUCGCAGUAUUUGUAAGGGCAUGACCUUUCGAUAUCUACAUAAGACCCUACAGGUCAGUAGUCUUUUCUGCUGGAGAUACUUCUCUAGGUAGGACGACUGCAUUAUUUCCAGGAUCCGCGAAUAAUCUGUCGGCCUAUCCACUUGCGGUCCUGCUUUCCUUCGCCUUCUAAGAGACUGGGCUCUGCAAGCAGAACAAAGCGUAACUUCAUAUACAGAGUGCUAAUUCCUCUUUACAUUUUAUAGUACAGCAUUCACGUAUAGCAAAAAAACUACUGCCAUAGUUUUAAUCCUAUAUGUGGCCACAGUGACAAUACACUAUUAUUUGCAGAUUUUCUCUUUCGCCCAAACAUAUUUUUCGCAUUACAGUCUUAUUCCGCCUGCGUUAUGCCGUCCUGCGUGCCGCUGCGUGCCGCUGCUUGACUCUCGUGUUCUCAUGUCCAUUCUGUCGGUUAGAGUACUAUCACACAUACUGCGGAAUGACCUUCAGACACACUGCCUUCUUCCUAUUGAUUGUUCGUCUUCACUUGCUAUUCUUUCCUAUCUGGGGCAAGGAUGCAUUUAUUCCGCAUACCGUACUAAUUAUCCAUGCUUAAUUCUAUACCCUCCUUGCAUUUUUCACCUUAUUUAAAUUUGGCUUCCACUUUCUCAGGAACGCCAUUUACUGCGAUACACUUCAAGCGCCAUUUACGCCUCCACUCAUCUGCCCCACCCGCAUAGCCCCUAUUACCACCGGUCCCGUAAGACAGGUUGUUGGGAGGUUUCGGUACCGGGAGGGCUACCAACUACCAUCUAACCCCUAAAUGUAUGAACCAAGUCAGUGUCUAUAAAGGAAGCACACGCCAUCUCAUAUCGGAAAACAACCUUAUGAAUAAAAAGGACGUCACCAGUUCUGCAAUAUCUGAAAAGGCUUUUUGUGACAGACCACCUUAGUCUGGAGCUGUUGAAAGAAACCCUGUAAAUACAGGGAUAGGCUACAAACGAAUAAACUGCCUUUGCAUGGGGACGCAGCAAGUAACCUAGUAAGAAGACGUCUGAAUACAGCGAUCACUAGCGCUUUCCCCGCGGCGAACUUACGUGUGUGUUUCACGAACCCUCCCCUCCUACGCUUGGGAGAUAAACACCGACUCCCGUUGCAGGCCACAUCGAUGUGUGUUUACUCAUUCACUUGCUCCUGUGGAGCAGGAUACAUUGGCAGUACAACGAGGUGCCUGUAAAAGAGAAUACGUGAACACAUACCGGCUUGGCUAGGUAGAGGUGAAAAGAAAUCGAUCUGGAGUUCUAUUCUCGCAUAUCUUGUCGAUACGAAUCACCGAGUCGAUGUCAAAGAAGCCUUUCAGGUUGUCUACCGGACACCAGCAUGCUUCUCCAGAGGUCUACGUCAACGGGUGCUAGCUACAGCCGAGGCAGUGGUUAUACGGCUAGCUAAUCCAGUGCUAUGCUGUCAGAAGACUCUGACACAGGCGCUCUGUCUUCCGUGGUCAAAGCCGACCCAACCUCAUGAUGGCACUGGGGCGUGCACAACGUACCCAACGUACUCACAGCCUAUGUCCCCCCCCCCCUUCCUCGUCCCCCUUGACCCAAUGACCAAGAAACGCCGACCACACCAUGGCACGCCUCGUCAUGCGAGUGGCGUGGGAAUGAUGGGUGUUAAUAGCCCCUGAAUCACUUAUAAGCCCUGUAACUUCGCAUAAUUUAAAUAACUAUGUAACCGUUUUGGCCUGAUGAAGAGUUACCGGAAACACGUGUUUGCCUAAUUAACUUUUUAAACUAAAAAACACAAAUAAAUACUCCACAUAGGCGAACUUGUAGCAGGAAAAAGAGCAUGAAACCUCAAUUUCAAUAUACACGCAGUUCUUAUUCAGCAGAAAGGUAAUGCGAGGCGGGAACGAGGACGACGCAGCACACGACAGUUGACAUACUCAGGAGAGACAGGGAGAGAAUGGGAAAAACGGCAUACGGCAGUUCGGUAAAUUACGUAGAAUGUGCGCAAACUCCAACAGAGACGACGCAGAUGAAACAUAAUUCAGAGGAGGCAGUGGUUAGGCCAGGUCCGAAGGGCACUGAGAUGAGCACAGGAGUCGUGAGAUACGCCGUCUAAAUCACGUCUUCGCGACAAGCGACAUCAAGGGCCCCCUUGAUGCUGUUGGGCGUGUUGUGAAUCAGUAGGCGUCGUGUGGAUAUUGCCGUUCACCAAGUGCUUCGGCAUUCCAGCCUCAAUCUCUGCAAAGGAGUCAGUCGGGUUGGCCUGCCUGACUAGGACGCAUUACUGCCGUUGGAAGUUGACCACAAACUCACCAACGUGCUAUCGGCGCCUCUCCAGGGCUUCACGAGCAAUCCAGCACAAUGUGGACCGGCGAAACUCCCACCGCAUACGCUCGGAAAUUGUCGUGGGGUAUAAGCGUGGUCGUGGCAUUAGCUGUUCUGACGACGGCCUAGGAUGGCGGUUAAUCACGCACCUUCGUCAAUUAUGUCCAGGGAAACUCUCAUCCCGUCCUUCCAUAGAUAAUAGUCGUCCUACGCCAUCGAUUUGUCCGCCUUUGACAGACAACUCCAGGACGACCAUACCCUCCCCAUCGCCUUCACAAAUCACUCUAACAUUUCAUCGACCAUAUUGGAUCUCGCCGCUAUCAUCAAUUCGUAA
This is a messenger RNA of Spirometra erinaceieuropaei, 5936 nucleotides long. The record is from the annotation of a GenBank genome assembly. NCBI's taxonomy places the organism in Eukaryota, Metazoa, Platyhelminthes, Cestoda, Diphyllobothriidea, Diphyllobothriidae.